UAAAAUAUUAAACAUUUAUGACAUUAGGGAAUCAUGGCGGCUGGUGAAGAUAUAAACGAAGUUAUGAAGGAGUAUUUGAAAAAGGAAGAAUUUAUGAAAUAUGAACAAAAUCAGGAAUUAAUUGAUCAAAUAGCAAAGGAAAAUAUUUACUUAACGAUGGAGAUCCAAAAGCUUGAAAAGGAGUUACAAGAGGCCCCUGGAAGCUCUCAGAUUAAAGAGGAUAUUCCUGAAGCAAAGUUGAAAUUCACAUCUUUAGAGAAUCCUGAGGAUGACAGCAGGUUUUCAAAUAUCUCCUGUUCAUUUCAAGUGAGCUCACAAGUUCCUUAUGUGCUACAAAAAGGAGAAGCACUCAUCACCUUUGAAGAAGAAGAAGUUGCCCAAAAUGUGAUCAGAAUGGAGAAACAUCAUGUGCAGAUAAUGGAUAUAGGUGUGGAGGUUAUGGCCAAGCCAGUUCCAUUAAGUUCAGGAGUCAGAUUCCAGGUUUCUGUAGAAGUGUCUAAAAUGAAGGUCAAUGUUACUGAAAUUCCUGAUGAAUUGCCUGAAAGUCAGAUGAGAGACAAGCUAGAACUGAGCUUUUGUAAAUCCCGAAACGGAGGCGGAGAAGUGGAAUGCGUAGAGUAUGACAAGCAGGCCGGAAGUGCUGUCAUCACAUUUGUGGAAGCUGGAGUUGCUGACAGGAUUUUGCAAAAGAAAGACUAUCCGCUGUAUACAAACCAGGACUGCCACAAAGUUGUUGUUUCACCGUACAUGGAAACUCACUUGAAAAAGUUUCAGGUAUUUUCAGGAAUAUCUAAGAGGACAGUGCUUCUGACUGGAAUGGAAGAGCUCUGCCUGAUGGAUGAAGAAGAAGUAGGGGAUUACAUUAACAUUCACUUUCAGCGGGCGAAGAAUGGAGGUGGAGAAGUAGAUAUGGUCAAAUGUUCUCUCAAUGAACCUUGCAUAGCAUACUUUCAAGAAUAGACUUAUGGAAUCAUAUGACAAUUAGAGCUUCUGAGCCCAAAUCACUAUCAGUGUUUUACAAAAAUGAGUACCUUUCUCCUUAAAAAAAUGAAACUUUUAACUUUUAAUUCUUAGUGUCCAUAUAUUCUUAGAGACAAAUAUAUUUUUAUGGUUCUGAAUUCUUCUUUGUUUCCAACUGUGCUGCAUUUUUACAAAUGUGAGAGCUCACUGUAUUAAAAACACUUGUAUUCAUAACUUAUGUGGAUUGGUGCCAUGUAUGUCGAAAUCAAUUGUAAGUGAUACAAUUGUUUCCCUGCCACGUUGGCUGCUUAUAUCAUAGUCAUGUGGGCCAAUUCUGUUUUAUUUACUUUUUUUUGGUAAUUUAUCUUUAAUAUUGAAAGUAUUACAGAUGUCCCCUUCUCCCCCCAUUGACUCCUUCUAGCACCCCGCCCUCCUGCCCCAGGCCCUCACCACACGCCAAUUCUAUUUUGACCCCAGCUCCACCAAUAUGCAGACUUGACUGUUGACAUCUUCCAAAAGAAUUGUUAAAUUCAGCAGUUUGUGAUUUCUGUAGACUUGACUGAAUUUCCAAGGAACUUCAAGAGUGAUCAUUUCCUGUUUUCCUUAGUAUUUCCACAGCUCCAAAGGUAUUUCUCAGAGCCAAGUAUGGCUUUCUUCUUGAACUUUCCUUCACCCAGCGUGUCAAAUGCCCUCUAUUCCUUCCAAGACAUCCCCUCUCCAAACAGAACUUGUAAAGACUAGAAUUCUCUUUCUUUUAUUCUCCUGGUAAAAAAAAAAUAGGUUUAAGGGAUUGAAAACCUUGGAAUGAAGAGAAAGGUAAAUGCAGAGCUACUUAUCACCCAUGCUUGGUGCUGGGGAAUGCCUGAAGGGAAAAACACAGUACCUGUCCUUUAGGAGCUAAAACUUGAGCUGGAGAGAGACCCAGUUUAAUAGCAUCCCACUGUUUUAACUUGCAGAAACUUUAAGUGAUAAAAUUCAGGGUUCUUAUUCAGAGAAGGUAAAAUUACCUUAUGUUAAUAGAGUAUGUUUCAUAAAGCCAACAGCAGAAUUAAAUACAUAUUAAAAUGCUGGUAGAAAUGAAAUGGUUUUAGGAAAGAUUCUAAACCUAAAACUACCCAAUGCUGCUUGCCAUCUAAAAUAAAUGAAGGAAAGC
Molecule: messenger RNA, 2113 nt
Organism: Myotis brandtii (Brandt's bat)
Lineage: Eukaryota; Metazoa; Chordata; Mammalia; Chiroptera; Vespertilionidae
Gene: NMI
Product: N-myc (and STAT) interactor
Exons: 7
Coding region: 34-960 (308 amino acids)
Cellular component (GO): cytoplasm
Source: RefSeq, a predicted model, not a curated record